This is a messenger RNA of Cucurbita pepo subsp. pepo (vegetable marrow), 563 nucleotides long. Its product is annotated as NADH dehydrogenase [ubiquinone] 1 alpha subcomplex subunit 1. Gene Ontology annotation, cellular component: respiratory chain complex I. The record is from RefSeq and is a predicted model, not a curated record. NCBI's taxonomy places the organism in Eukaryota, Viridiplantae, Streptophyta, Magnoliopsida, Cucurbitales, Cucurbitaceae.
GUCGAGCUCGUAGCCAUCGGAGGAACCCCGAGAUUUCAACGGCAGAUAGAGAAAUGGGAUGGAGAUGGCUAGAAGCGGCACUUCCUCUGGGAAUCAUCGCCGGAAUGCUUUGUAUAAUGGGGAAUGCUCAAUAUCACAUCCACAAAGCCGCCCAUGGCCGGCCGAAGCACAUCGGUAAUGAUAUGUGGGACGUUGCCAUGGAACGCAGGGACAAGAAGCUCGUGGAGAAUGUCUCCGCCGGUUCGCAUAGUUAAUUUAUUUGACCUGCAUCCCCUGGUGCAGGAGUUGUCACGGAUGCACUCUUGAUGAAGGAAUAAAAGUUUCUAUUGCAGAAUGCAGAUGUCUGUACGAUGAUGAUCACUGUCGUGUAUUAUCAAUUUGUUUCAUUUUUCCUAUGUUUAUCUGAACAUAAGUAUAAUCGAUCAUCAAGAAUUGCUUCUUCAUAUCAAAGUAGAUUUUCUCCUGAAUGUUGACUCUUGAGUUUCUGUUUUCUGGAACUAGCUUUACCUCCUUGAGCAGGAGGAAACCCAGUAAUGAUGAUGAAUAGCUUUGAGUCCUUGUAA